GUGACUCCCAGCUCUAAGAUUGUAGGCGACCUGGCUCAGUUCAUGGUCCAGAACAACCUGACGAGAGAGGAGGUGGAGGAAAGAGCUGAUGAGCUGUCCUUCCCUCUGUCCGUGGUGGAGUUUCUACAAGGACACAUUGGGAUACCGCAUGGAGGCUUCCCCGAACCAUUCAGGACCAAGGUUCUAAAAUCCCUCCCCCGUAUCGAGGGCCGUCCCGGCGCCACCCUUCCCCCUCUGGACUUCGAUGCCCUGGAGGCCGGGCUUCGUUUGCUGCACGGUGAUGACAUCACAGAGGAGGAUGUCAUGUCAGCGGCCAUGUAUCCCAAGGUGUUCGAGGAGUACAAGGAGUUCACAGGGAGCUUCGGUCCCGUCGACUGCCUCAGCACACGACUCUUCCUGGACGGGCCCAAGAUAGCAGAGGAGUUUCAGAGCGUGUUCAGGACCCACGGAGCGUGUUCAGGACCCACGGAGCGUGUCCAGGACCCACGGAGCGUGUCCAGGACCCACGGAGCGUGUCCAGGACCCACGGAGCGUGUUCAGGACCCACGGAGCGUGUUCAGGACCCACGGAGCGUGUCCAGGACCCACGGAGCGUGUCCAGGACCCACGGAGCGUGUCCAGGACCCACGGAGCGUGUCCAGGACCCACGGAGCGUGUCCAGGACCCACGGAGCGUGUCCAGGACCCACGGAGCGUGUCCAGGACCCACGGAGCGUGUUCAGGACCCACGGAGCGUGUCCAGGACCCACGGAGCGUGUUCAGGACCCACGGAGCGUGUCCAGGACACACGGAGCGUGUCCAGGACCCACGGAGCGUGUCCAGGACCCACGGAGCGUGUCCAGGACCCACGGAGCGUGUCCAGGACCCACGGAGCGUGUCCAGGACCCACGGAGCGUGUCCAGGACCCACGGAGCGUGUCCAGGACCCACGGAGCGUGUCCAGGACCCACAGAGCGCAGCCGGAGUAUAGACUAUUAGCCUCUUUGUAACAGCAGUCAAACAAAAGUCAAGUGACCAAAGUUGCUAAGCUUGCUAGAUAAUAUCCUUCAAUAAAUUACAAGAAAUCUCCUAUAUUUGUCAGCAUCUAGUUGAUGAUUCUACAGACAGCAGAUCAGCUUAUGAAUAAACGGGGAGAUGAAGCGAGGAAGUAGUUUAAAUACCAACGUAUCUUACCGUGGAACAAACUCUGUUGUAAAAAAAUAUCCAUAUCUCCUCUCAUACUGUUUGUUGAUCACAUAUUCUAUACCCGAAGCUGUCAUAUGAGCAGCAAUAGGGGACAGCGCAGAGAA
Messenger RNA from Salvelinus namaycush (lake trout), 1286 nucleotides. RefSeq lists its product as uncharacterized. Gene Ontology annotation, molecular function: ATP binding; pyruvate carboxylase activity. The record is from RefSeq and is a predicted model, not a curated record. The transcript has 5 exons. Gene Ontology annotation, biological process: pyruvate metabolic process; gluconeogenesis. NCBI's taxonomy places the organism in Eukaryota, Metazoa, Chordata, Actinopteri, Salmoniformes, Salmonidae. The annotation marks the transcript as partial. Gene Ontology annotation, cellular component: cytoplasm.